UAGAUAGAUAAAAGCUCUCUGGCUAUGGCAGAGCCACCACCCUCCUAAAAUCAGUAACCAAACACUCCUCUUCCAAAAAACGUACAGCAUUAGCAACACCUAUCUGUUCAUUCAAUCAUGGCCCUUUCUAUUGCUUCUACUGCACUCUCAAGUCUCCCAAUAAGGAAAAUACCUGGAAAAGCUCCAGGAAAGAUUGCUACAGGUUUAGCUUGGAAAACUAGUGUGAAUGCAACAAAAGGAGGGGUGUCAAGUGUUUGUGAACCACUUCCUCCUGAUAGGCCAUUGUGGUUCCCUGGUAGUUCACCUCCCGAGUGGCUUGACGGCAGUCUUCCUGGAGAUUUUGGCUUUGACCCACUUGGAUUAGGGUCUGACCCGGAGUUACUCAAAUGGUUCGCACAAGCAGAGCUAAUGCACGCUAGAUGGGCAAUGCUGGCUGUCGCGGGGAUUCUCAUUCCAGAAUGGCUUGAAAGCCUCGAAUUAAUUGAGAACUUUUCAUGGUAUGAUGCCGGUGCUAGAGAAUACUUUGCAGACCCAACAACCCUAUUUGUGGUGCAACUUGUCUUGAUGGGCUGGGUAGAAGGCCGGAGAUGGGCCGAUAUGGUCAACCCGGGUUGCGUUGACAUCGAGCCUACCUAUCCAACUAAGAAAAAACCGAAGGCAGAUGUUGGGUACCCGGGGGGGUUAUGGUUUGAUCCGUUUAUGUGGGGGAGAGGAUCGCCUGAGCCAGUGAUGGUGUUGAGGACUAAAGAGAUCAAGAAUGGGAGGCUUGCAAUGCUAGCUUUUGUGGGCUUUUGUUUCCAAGCCAUUUAUACUGGACAAGGCCCCAUUGAGAACUUGAUGGCUCACAUUGCUGAUCCUGGCCACUGCAACAUCUUUUCGGCAUUCACAUCACAUGUGAAUCAGUGAUGUCAAACUAUGAGCCUUCCUUCUCUUGU
Camellia sinensis is the source of this 935-nucleotide messenger RNA. RefSeq names its product PSI type II chlorophyll a/b-binding protein (Lhca2*1) (gene LHCA6). The record is from RefSeq and is a predicted model, not a curated record. Gene Ontology annotation, cellular component: membrane. Gene Ontology annotation, biological process: photosynthesis, light harvesting. NCBI's taxonomy places the organism in Eukaryota, Viridiplantae, Streptophyta, Magnoliopsida, Ericales, Theaceae.